This is a messenger RNA of Suillus clintonianus, 981 nucleotides long. RefSeq lists its product as uncharacterized. NCBI's taxonomy places the organism in Eukaryota, Fungi, Basidiomycota, Agaricomycetes, Boletales, Suillaceae. The transcript is spliced from 7 exons. The record is from RefSeq and is a predicted model, not a curated record. The coding region runs from base 1 to 981 and encodes 326 amino acids.
AUGAAUUAUUCCCCCACUAUAAGCGCCAAUAACAUUGACAUCGACAUGCAGCAUCCUGAGUUUCAGCAAGAAGACGUACAAACGUCUCAUGACGCAGAUUUAUUUGGUGACGAUGAAGACGAUGAUAAGGGUCCUGGCGACUUCAUGGAUGUUCUCAGUCAGCCUCCCACCAGUGUACCGCAAUUCGACAUCAGUCAGCCUCCCACCAGUGUACCGCGACUCGAAAAGAGGGCCAGAGAGGAAGUGAUAUCUGGGAAGCGUCGCAUUCAGGAAGUCAACUAUUCACAGGUACUUCGCCAGACUGUGUAUGAACAACAAGAACGUAUUAACAACAUUAUAGAGGAAACUGAAGUGAUACGCCGAGAAGCUCAAGACCACAUUGAGGAGCAACGACGUCUUGCAGAAGAAGAGCAUGAGCGCCACACAUGCGAUUUCAACGAGCGAUGGGAAAAGGCUCUGAGAGAGCGAGAGCGGGAAAAGCAAGAAAUUCACACAUGGCAAGAGCAGCAGCAAGCACUGCUGAGGAAAAACGUUGCUGAAGAACUAGCACAGCAUGAAGCAAAAAUAAGUGCAAAAAAAGACCGAGAGUUGGCUGAAGAACUGGCACGACACAACGCAGAUUUAGAUACAAGAAAAAAUCAAGAGCUAGAAGAACGCGAGAGAGCCAUUUUUGCCGAAAUGGAGCGAAGGCUACAACUAGAAAUAGAAAAAAUGAGGGUAGAAAAAGAGAACGAGCUCGCUAACAUGGAGCAGCGCUUUGCAAGACACGGUAGGCAACAGCAUGUGGCCACGGAAAUCGGCACAGACCCCACCCGAAGGAACGCUCAACAGCCACCCCACACGCCCCAGAAACCACAGCUCAAGACUCCGUGCCUCGAGACGAUCAAAAAGAUCAGGAAGGCGCGUGGAACAACACGCAAGAUGCGUCUGGUAUCUGUAGUAGAGGACGCUGACGAGCCUAUGGAAACACAUCGAGAAUGA